Vicia villosa (hairy vetch) is the source of this 480-nucleotide messenger RNA. RefSeq lists its product as uncharacterized. The record is from RefSeq and is a predicted model, not a curated record. Lineage: Eukaryota; Viridiplantae; Streptophyta; Magnoliopsida; Fabales; Fabaceae. Bases 1 to 480 code for a protein of 159 amino acids. The transcript has a single exon.
AUGGCUUCCGAAAAAGAAAGAGAUAAUUUUUGUGUUCGUUUUACCGGCAAAAAUUAUUCGGCAUGGGAAUUUCAGUUCAAGAUGUAUGUUAAAGGAAAGGGGUGGAGUCACUUAGACAAUGUUUCUAAGGCUCCGACAGAUAAAACUGCUUUAGAUGCAUGGGAAACUCAAGAUGCUCAAAUCAUCACUUGGAUUCUUAACAGCAUUGAUCCUCAGAUGAUAAAUAAUUUGUGCUCAUUCUCCACUGCUCAAGAAAUAUGGAAUUAUCUGAAGCGCAUUUACAACCAGGACAAUUCGGCAAAACGUUUUCAGUUGGAGCUUGACAUAACCAACUAUAAACAAGGUGAUUUGUCUAUUCAACAAUAUUAUUCUGGUUUUUUGAAUCUCUGGACAGAACACUCUGCUAUUAUACAUGCUAAUGUUCCCAAAACCUCUCUCGCGGCUGUUCAAGAGGUCUACAACACUAGUAGGCGAGAUUAA